AUGAAGAGGGGAAUUUCGAGCUCGAUAUGCAUUAUUGUUGCGAUUGUUUUGGUAAAUUGUCAAAUAUAUCCCGACGUAAUAGCUCAGUGGAACAGAACGGGACCAAUAAUAAUAAAGCACGGCUGCCCAACCACUGCGAGGACAGAAGAGUUGGCAGCAAGUUAUUUCGACUGCAUUUAUUAUUGCAAAAACAGUACUGGUCACUGGAUGUAUGGAUUUUAUAUUCCCGGGACAAAUUGCAGUUACGGCCCCGAGAGACGUCCAGGUUCCUGCUUUGGCGGCCAUUGUUAUCUGAUUACCGAUACAGUCACCGAAGCCACAACCCCGGACAUUACGCAGAGGCCGCAAGUCGAACAUGGAACCACUCCCACACCACCAGUGGAAAAUGAUACCGAUUCCACUCCAUCAAUAAAAAAUUAA
Ixodes scapularis (black-legged tick) is the source of this 420-nucleotide messenger RNA. RefSeq lists its product as uncharacterized. Lineage: Eukaryota; Metazoa; Arthropoda; Arachnida; Ixodida; Ixodidae. The record is from RefSeq and is a predicted model, not a curated record. The transcript has 4 exons. Bases 1 to 420 code for a protein of 139 amino acids.